Balaenoptera musculus (blue whale) is the source of this 3596-nucleotide messenger RNA. RefSeq names its product polypyrimidine tract binding protein 1 (gene PTBP1). The record is from RefSeq and is a predicted model, not a curated record. Lineage: Eukaryota; Metazoa; Chordata; Mammalia; Artiodactyla; Balaenopteridae. The transcript is spliced from 14 exons. Bases 728 to 2233 code for a protein of 501 amino acids. Gene Ontology annotation, biological process: regulation of cell differentiation; mRNA processing; regulation of RNA splicing. Gene Ontology annotation, cellular component: nucleus. Gene Ontology annotation, molecular function: mRNA binding.
AGUACUCAUUCGCUCUACCCCCUGUCCUUCUCGCGCUGCGGUCUCUUUCUCGUCGCCGCCCCGGCCUUCUCGGGGCGACGGUCUUGGCGCGCCGCUCCGCCUCCACCCCGGGCCCCGGGGCGCCGCCCGGUUCCCUCCCUUCCCCCCGGCCUGGGGCGCGGGUGCGGCCCUGGAGGGGGCCGCUGGGGGCGCGAGGCGGCGGGGGUCUGGGGGAGGGGGCGGCCGGGCCGAGCCCUGCCCGUUUCCGGUGCCCACGAGGCCUGUCCCGUGCGCACGCGGCGGCCGCGCGGCCCUUCUCGCUUCCCGUCCGGGUUUUGCGCGCACGCGCCGCCCUUGGAGAGUCUUCUGGCCCUUCCGGCGCCCCGUAUGGUCUCCGCGCGCCGUGUAUGGUCUCCGCGCGCGUGCGCGGCCUCGCGCGCUCCCGGCGGCUCUGGCGCGCGUGCGCGGGCUUUCCCGCCGCGCGGACUGCCCCGGCCUGCCCCGCCCGCCGCGGGCCCGGGCGCGGCCGGAGACGCCGCCCUCCCGCCCGGAAGGGCGCGGGCCCUCCGCCGCCCCCUUUGUUCCAGCCCGGCGUCCCGGGGUGGCGCCCCUGGCGCGGUGGGGGCGGGGCGGCUCGGGACCCGAGCCCGCUCCCAGCGUGCCGAGCAUCGUCCCAGACAUAGCAGUUGGUACAAAGCGGGGAUCUGACGAGCUCUUCUCUGCCUGUGUCACUAACGGACCCUUUAUCAUGAGCAGCAACUCUGCCUCCACAGCAAAUGGAAACGACAGCAAGAAAUUCAAGGGGGACAACAGGAGCACAGGCGUGCCCUCCAGGGUGAUCCACAUCCGAAAGCUGCCCAGUGACGUCACUGAGGGGGAGGUCAUCUCCUUGGGGCUGCCCUUCGGGAAGGUCACCAAUCUCCUGAUGCUGAAAGGGAAGAACCAGGCCUUCAUCGAGAUGAACACAGAGGAGGCUGCCAACACCAUGGUGAACUACUAUACGUCGGUGACGCCCGUACUGCGUGGCCAGCCCAUCUACAUCCAGUUCUCCAACCACAAGGAGCUCAAGACGGACAGCUCGCCCAACCAGGCGCGGGCCCAGGCAGCCCUGCAGGCGGUGAACUCAGUCCAGUCGGGAAACCUGGCCCUGGCCGCCUCAGCCGCGGCGGUGGACGCGGGGAUGGCGAUGGCCGGCCAGAGCCCGGUGCUCAGGAUCAUCGUGGAGAACCUCUUCUACCCGGUGACCCUGGACGUGCUUCACCAGAUCUUUUCCAAGUUCGGCACCGUCCUGAAGAUCAUCACUUUCACCAAGAACAAUCAGUUCCAGGCGCUGCUGCAGUACGCCGACCCCGUGAGCGCCCAGCACGCCAAGCUGUCGCUGGACGGCCAGAACAUCUACAACGCCUGCUGCACCCUGCGCAUCGACUUCUCCAAGCUCACCAGCCUCAACGUCAAGUACAACAACGACAAGAGCCGCGACUACACGCGCCCCGAUCUGCCCUCCGGCGACAGUCAGCCCUCGCUGGACCAGACCAUGGCUGCAGCCUUCGGCCUCUCUGUCCCUAACGUGCACGGGGCCCUGGCUCCUCUGGCCAUCCCGUCGGCGGCAGCGGCAGCGGCAGCGGCAGGCCGGAUCGCCAUCCCGGGCCUGGCAGGGGCAGGAAACGCUGUCCUGCUGGUCAGCAACCUCAACCCCGAGAGAGUCACACCCCAAAGCCUCUUUAUUCUUUUCGGCGUGUACGGCGACGUGCAGCGGGUGAAGAUCCUGUUCAACAAGAAGGAGAACGCCCUGGUGCAGAUGGCCGACGGGAGCCAGGCCCAGCUGGCCAUGAGCCACCUCAACGGGCACAAGCUGCACGGGAAGCCGGUGCGCAUCACACUCUCCAAGCACCAGAACGUGCAGCUGCCCCGUGAGGGCCAGGAGGACCAGGGCCUGACCAAGGACUACGGCAACUCGCCCCUGCACCGCUUCAAGAAGCCCGGCUCCAAGAACUUCCAGAACAUCUUCCCACCCUCGGCCACCCUGCACCUCUCCAAUAUCCCGCCCUCCAUCUCCGAGGACGACCUCAAGAUUCUCUUCUCCAGCAACGGCGGGAUCGUGAAAGGGUUCAAGUUCUUCCAGAAGGACCGCAAAAUGGCGCUGAUCCAGAUGGGCUCCGUGGAGGAGGCCAUCCAGGCGCUCAUCGACCUGCACAACCACGACCUGGGUGAGAACCACCACCUGCGGGUGUCCUUCUCCAAGUCCACCAUCUAGGCCGCCACCAAGGACCAGCCUGCCGGGCACCCGGCGACAACUUCCAUCAUUCCAGAAAAAAAGCCACUUUAAAAAGCAGCUGAAGUGACCUUAAAAAAAGACCAGAGAUUUUAUUUUUUUAAAGAGAAAUCAGUUUACCUGUUUUUAAAAGAAAUUAAAUCGAAUUCACUUGCUCACCUGGGGGAGGUGGGGUGCCAACCUCAGGCUCUUGGUGACCGUGGAGGCCCAGCCCGGCCCCUCGCCCGUGCCUUCUGCAAUCUGCGUGGCGGGUGCUCCCAAACCUCCACUUGGCUUUCUUGUGCCUUAAACCCGCUGCUCUGGCAGGGCCUUCUUGGGGUAGCAGACGUGUAGGGGUUUGGGGGCCUGGGGGGUCAGCCUCCCAUGGGAUCGUGUGCCUGCCGCGGUGGUAGACCAUGGGUGGCUGGGUGUGGCCGCCCCCCAAUCCUUGUAUCAUGUGUAUGAUUUGCCCCCCCCAGCCCCAGGGCCCCUCCCCGUCGCUUCUUCAGCUUUGUUUCCACCGUAAUCUCUGUAUUAUGCUUCGAUGCAGCUGCAGACACCUGUGCCUAGCAAUAUUUCCAGUUGACCAAAUAUUCUAAUCUUUUUCAUUUAUAUGCAAAAAAUAGUUUUAAGUAACUUUUUAUAUAGCAAGAUGAUAAAAAUGGUAUGAGUGUAACCUAAAUUUUCUCCUCGUGGUAUGACUUUGUAUACUGUACUUUUAUUUUAUUCCUUGUCAUUGAGUCGCAGGGCAGGAUCUAGUUUCCAGGGCAGACACAACGGGGCCGGCGCGUCUGCGACCUGCCGAUGCCUUACUCACAACUGUCCUCUGUCCCGGAGGACAAGUGCUCUUAAACUUUCAGGGUUUCUUUUUUCCUGCAAAUUUUGGACCAAAGUUUUGUUUCUGUUUUUUGUCUGCCUCUAAUGCUGGGACCCCAGGAGGUGGGACAGCAGCCCUACCUUCCGGUCUUCACCGCCUUGUCCUGCACUCACGGGUCCAAGGGGCUCCCCGCACAGGCCCUGUGCUGGCCGGCCCUCCUUAGGGCCUGGGCCUCAAGUUUCCAUGUCGGGGUGGAACAAGGGUGUAAAUAUUUAUAAUUUUUUAUACCUGUUGUAAGACGUGAGGGGCAGCAAUUGCGGUUUUUUUAUGGUGACACAGAUGUAUAUUUUGAUAACAGCAAUUACAGGCUCAGUAUUGUAAGGAGCAUGGCAGGCCACUGCCCGCUGCCGGCUUGUAAUGCGGAGAGAACUGAAUUAAAGCAAUUUUAUAACAACUCCUACCUUUUCUGUAGGCUCUUUUUUCCUGUCCACAUGUAGGAGGUGGUCUGGCCAGUCUGUACUGGACUCUGAAUAAAUUCUCUGUAUCCUG